[Torrubiella] hemipterigena is the source of this 2678-nucleotide messenger RNA. Lineage: Eukaryota; Fungi; Ascomycota; Sordariomycetes; Hypocreales; Clavicipitaceae. The record is from the annotation of a GenBank genome assembly.
CGGGAUCUAGGCGCUGCGGCCCAUCGAUCGGCCACCAGCGCCCAAUUAUCUGUUAUCUUGAGUAGUGCGCUGGGAUUGAGGUAACGCGAGAGAGCCUUGUUUACGUCAGUCUGGCCUGCAUAAUGCAAGGAUCAGAAACGCCUCAUACAUACAAGAUCCAAUCUUGUCAGACAGGCCAUUGACAGACAAGGGUACAGAGCAAGGGAUAGCAAUACUCGGCCCUGCAUCAUGAAAAGACUCCCGCCCUGGUGCUUUUAGUGAAAGGGCCUUCGCCCACAAAGACGAACGUCAUCGACGGUAUAGCUAAACAGGUGUAGGAUCUGGCCUAACCUACUAGCAACGCCACUUGCCUGUACCAACCUUUGUCUCCACGUCAUUAGAAACCGACACCAACUAAGUAUAGUGGCUUGGAAGUCUUGUAGGACGAUAAACCAUACCCAUAUCCCCUCACGAUAACACAGAGCCUGCUAUAACCGAACAGUCUAGGUGACGUGUCUAUAGAACUCGGCUGCAUAGACUAGCCUCGAAGUUAGAAAUCGCCGAGAGCUUGGUGGCCAGCUGAAAUGGAUGAACUAUACGAGAGCAAUAAGAUCAUAGCUCGAGAAGUGGAUCAUGGCACAAGCAAAACCAGACAGCUUAGUGCUGCUCCAGCUUGUUUCAAAGACUCCCUUUGGGAGCUAAGAGCACAGCCAUGAAUGUUCGCAUGCUUUACCUCUCUAGGAAACGUACUAAGUCGAGCUCAUAGGCCGAUAGAAAACUGAGGAAGGUUUUCAAAGACGAUGGCUGUUCUUCUUGCUUAAUUUUGCACCGAAUAUCUUGCCCUUCCUUUCUUCUGCCUAAAGCAAUACUCCCGUUUUCGAUAUUGGCGAAUAAAAGCAUAGCAGCACCACAAGCUUCUAAAGACCAGCCGAAGAGAAGCAGAAAUCAAGCCUGGCUCCCACGAAAGUGCAAAAAUGGGGUUUCCACUCGCUGGAGUAACGCUCUCGGCGCUUACUGGGGCUUUUUUGACUGUCUUUGUCCAAGAAAGCAGCUCACGAGUGUUGUUCUGGGCUUCUUUUGCGAGUAUUUGGGUCCUUCUUCUAGUCUUUUAUUGCGUGUAUCGCGUUACCAUCUAUCCUCAUUACGUAUCACCACUACGCCAUGUCCCCACGGCUCCUGGUGCUCACUGGCUAUACGGCCACGGCAGAGAGAUUGAUGCCGCGCAUCUGGGCAUGCCCAUGAGACAAUGGGUACGGGAUGUCCCUAACGACGGACUCAUCCGGUACUUUGGAUACUUUAAUCAGGAACGCAUCAUCGUCAACGGCCCAAAAGCUCUCUCCGAAUUGCUUGUUACAAAACCAACCGAAUUCGUGCGUAGCCAAAACUUGACACAUACCUUUGGCCGCAUCCUCGGACGUGGCCUUAUUCUAUCCCAUGGCGAGGAACACAGAACUCACCGUCGCAUCCUGAUGCCGGCUUUCAGCUUCGGCCAUGUAAAGGAUCUGUAUCCCACCUUCUGGGCCAAGGCAGCCGAGUCAGCUGAGGACAUGAUCAAAGCGUGUGGCAAAAAAGGUGAGAGUGUCUUGACCCUAGACUCCAUUGCUAGCCGAACAACGCUCGAUCUCAUCUUCCUGGCCGGUAUGGGCGUGGACUUUGGCGCUAUCCAGAACCCUAAUUCGAAGCUACUUUCAACUUACAACUCACUCAUUAUCCCACAUGAGCAUGACAAAACUCUCAGUUUCAUCGCUCGCUUCUUGCCUGCCCGUUGGAUUGUCAAGAUUCCUCUGCCUCGCACCCGCUAUGUCGACCAGUCGAGCAGCUACAUCCGCUCGGUUUGCAGUAACCUCAUCGAGACUCGCAAGAAGCAGAUUGCUGAAAAGAAGGAGCUCGGCAAAGACAUCUUGACGCUCGUAUUGCAAAGCAAAGAGGAAAUGAGUCAAGAGGUCAUGGAAAACCAACUGAUGACAUUUUUGCUUGCUGGCCACGAGACGACUUCAUCUGCCCUGAUCUGGGCGGUGUAUCUGCUUGCCCGUCACCAGGGCAUGCAGAAGCGCCUCCGCGACGAGGUUCGAGCAGUCUUGCCUUCUGUCACCUCUGGAGAUCCCAUUAUUGCCGCCAGGGUGAACCAGAUGCCGUACCUUCAAGCGUUUUGCAACGAGACGCUACGCUACUUCUCGCCGAUACCCAUGAUAACGCGUAACGCGCUGAUCGACUCUUCGUUGCAGGGCCAGCGCAUCCCAAAGGGGACUGUUGUGAUAUUUGUGCCUUGGGCAACCAAUUUUGAUCCCAGCGCUUGGGAGGGCGAUGCCGAUGCAUUUGAUCCAGAGAGAUGGCUUACACCUGCUGCGGACGAUACCCAGCGCGUGGGCAACGGUGGUGCUAGGACCAACUUUUCCUCACUGACGUUUGGCCACGGACCUCGAGACUGUAUUGGCAAAGGCUUUGCAAAGGGCGAAUUUGCUACUAUCCUCGCUGGCUGGGUAAGCAGAUUGAGCUUUGAUCUGGUUAACCCUGAGCAGGCCGACGAAGCCAAGCUGGUAGUGAACCGUGCCGUUUCUGUGCGGCCAGUAGAGAGCAAACUGCGGGUAACAGUUCUUCCAGAGUAUUAAACGGUGUUCUUGUUAUUAUAAACUAAGAAUCAUGGACUCUUUUACAUUUUGAGCGCAUUGUAUGCGUCAACAUAACCAUGGAGCGGCGUA